Molecule: messenger RNA, 3925 nt
Organism: Nicotiana attenuata
Lineage: Eukaryota; Viridiplantae; Streptophyta; Magnoliopsida; Solanales; Solanaceae
Product: ATP-dependent DNA helicase Q-like 5
Exons: 19
Coding region: 85-3006 (973 amino acids)
Biological process (GO): double-strand break repair via homologous recombination
Cellular component (GO): cytoplasm; nucleus; chromosome
Molecular function (GO): nucleic acid binding; 3'-5' DNA helicase activity; four-way junction helicase activity
Source: RefSeq, a predicted model, not a curated record
CCUUCAGAGGAUCUUGGCGGGAAAAACUUUGGAGGUAAGAGUGAAAAAGCAAAAGUCCAGUCUUUAACUCCGAGCAAAUCUUCCAUGGAUUCCGACUCCGAUUCCGAUGGCUCUCACGUAUCCUCAACCCCACCACGCCACCCUCCUCAACCGUCGCCGUUGCCGUCGCGCCGUGCUCUUCUUUUUACCGCAAAGUCAAGAACCCAAGCCAAAAACACCUCUAUAACUUCCACAAAAUCUUCCCGCCCAAUUCUAAGACCAAAACCCUCAACCAAACAACCCAGAAAAAAUCCUCCUUCAAACCCUAAAACCCUAGAAAACCCAAUUCAAAACCCACAAAAUCCCUCCAGUUUACCCUUCCAAAUUCACAAAAACGACACCAUUUCAAGUGAAGUUCUUCCAAAUUUAACGAAAAAUGCUUCCUGUUCGAAACCCCUAAUUCAAAAUCCACUUUCCCCACCAAAAUUCUCCGAUUUACCUUUCCAAAUCCACCGUAACGACACCCUUUUAUCCAAUGACAACAGUUCUGGUGAAGUUCUUCCUGCUGGAGGCUUGUGCGUAUCCAAAUUUGCUUCCUUUUCGAAAACCCGAAAAGCCAUUCUCAAUCUUGAGCCUGCUGAAGCUGAUCCUAUUGAACCCCGAUUGGCUCAACAGACUGAAAAGAAGGAAGCAGUUGUCAGGAAACAUCCUAAUUUAAUAGGGAGCAACGUGUCGUCUUCGUUGCCAGUAAAGAAGGUUAAAUGUGUUAAUGAGGGUAACUUUGUAAGGCUCAACAUAAAUGGUUAUGGUAAAAAGUUUGCAUCAAAAUUCAAAAGAAGGAAUUCUAAUUCAUCAAGCGGUAAAAAAUUCUAUAGAAGAUGGAAAAAGAAAGUUGGGGUUGUAGGUAAGGAGGGGGAAGGGGGGAACGGUCUGUGUGAUGAAGAAGGUUUAGUUGUGGAAGUUAAGGGAAGAGGAGGGGAAAGAUUGGAUUUUGAUACAAAGUUGAUUGGAGAUGCUGUGAUGAGGGUUAGAAAUGAGGCGUCGGAUGAGAAUUUGUUGAGGUUGUUAAAGCUGACUUUUGGUUAUGAUUCAUUUAGAGAUGGCCAGUUGGAGACAAUCAAGAUGGUGCUUUCGGGGAAAUCUACAAUGUUGGUUUUGCCAACGGGUGCUGGGAAGUCGCUGUGUUAUCAGUUGCCGGCAAUGGUUUUUCAGGGAGUUACGGUUGUUAUUAGCCCCUUGAUUUCUUUAAUGAUUGAUCAGCUAAAGCAGCUGCCUGCUGCUGUGGAGGGUGGUCUUUUGUGUAGCAGCCAGACACCUGAGGAGGUUUUGGAAACUUAUAAGUUACUAGAAGAGGGAUCCAUAAAGGUCCUUUUUGUUUCACCAGAGAGGUUUCUCAAUUCAGAAUUUUUAUCCAUUUUUUGUGACACUCAAAUUUCACUUGUGGUUAUUGAUGAAGCCCACUGUGUUUCUGAAUGGUCACACAACUUUCGGCCUUCAUAUAUGCGGCUUAAAGCAUCAUUACUGCGUGAUAAACUCGGGGCUCAAUGCAUACUUGCAAUGACAGCAACAGCAACUACUAAAACAUUGUAUAGUGUGAUGCAUGCAUUGGAUAUUCCAUCAAGUGAUCUUAUCCAAGCAGUGAAACCAAGGGAUAAUUUGCAAUUGUCAGUAUCUCUGAGCGAAAACAGGAUGAAAGAUCUGAUGACCUUGCUGAAGUCUUCCCCCUUUUCAGAGGCUAAAAGCAUCAUCAUUUACUGCAAAUUUCAGUUCGAAACUGAUCUCAUUUGCAAAUAUCUAUGUGACAGUAAUAUCUCGGCAAAGAGUUAUCACAGUGGAAUUUUCGCAAAGGAAAGGAGCCGUACGCAGGAACUGUUUUGUGCAAACAAGAUAAGAGUGGUUGUUGCAACUGUGGCAUUCGGCAUGGGACUGAAUAAGAAGGAUAUUGACGCUGUAAUACAUUACAGCUUACCAGAAAGCUUGGAAGAGUAUGUCCAGGAGAUUGGUCGUGCUGGACGUGAUGGUAGAAUCUCAUAUUGCCAUCUCUUUUUUGAUGAUGUUUCCUAUUUUAAGACUCGCAGUCUUAUGUACAGUGAUGGUGUCGACGAGUAUGUGGUGAACAAAUUGCUGUGUCAAAUUUUCAGUGGCAGCACGAACCCUGCUGGGAAAAUAUGUUCAUUAAUUAAAGAGUCUGCUAGUCGUAAAUUUGAUAUGAAAGAAGAGGUUAUACUAACGAUCUUAACACAAUUGGAGCUAGGCGAGGUCCAAUACUUGCACCUGCUCCCACAGAUGAGUGUAACAUGCACGUUAAACUUUCACCAGACUUCCCCUGCAUUGCUAGCUAUGAAAGAUGCUGUGGUUUCUGCUAUCUUGAAGAACUCUGUGAUCAAAGAUGGGCAGUAUAUAUUUGACAUACCAAGUGUAGCAAACAGCACCAGACUGCAAGUCAAUGACUUGUCAAACCAUUUGCAAACACUGAAGUUGAAGGGGGAAGUUACAUAUGAGCUGAAGGAUCAGGCUUAUUGUUAUGUUAUCAUGGAAGUCCCAAAGGAUAUCUGUUCUUUAGCAACAUGGCUUACAAAGUGGUUAUCUGAGGUUGAGAGUUGUAAGGUAAGGAAGAUGGACACGAUGUACGAUGCUGCUGUGUUUGCAGCAGAAGCAUGUGACAAGGUGCAUGGUUGCCUUGGCCGUCAACACACACCUUGCUUGCAAAGGAAGAUUGCAGAGUAUUUUAUAAGUGGUACUGAAGUUGACGUUCCAAAGAAGAUUGGUGGAAGCAGCCCAUUUUUGACAGCUGAUAUAAAGGUAUUUCUGCAGUGCAACUCACAAGCCAAGUUUACUCCUAGAGCUAUCGCAAGGAUAUUGCAUGGCAUUGCGAGCCCAGCAUUCCCGUCUGCUACGUGGUCAAGAACUCACUUCUGGGGAAGGUAUAUGCAAACAGACUUCAAAGCAAUAACGGAAGCAGCAAAGGCAGAGCUCCUGAACAUUGUGGGGAAGGAUUCUAUUAAGCAAGGUCAUUCCCAGGAUUGAUGUUAUGACACAUUGAGAUUUAACUUAAAAGCUACAAAAUGGUGAAAAUACCGUCGGCUAUCUAAGAUAUGUUGUUAUAGUUCCCUCUUGUCUCCUUGGGAGUGAGUAUGAAAGCUACAUCCUAUUUCUUUCUUUUUCUUCCAGUGAGUAUGAAUCUACAUAGGUAGCAUCUCUCUGCUAGCACUUUUUAAGUGAUUCACAACAUCAAGAACUUCUGAUCCAGCUUUCCAAAGGCAACUACUUGAAAAAUACAAAAGCUGCCCAUCAACAAUAUCCCGCAGUUGGUGGUAAUUUCCAUUUCACAAUUGAGGACUACUUUGAAAGAGCUAAGGAGUAUGGUCCUCAUUUCUAUUAGAACAGAUCCUUUGUUGGCUAUCUAAUGGUAUCUCUUUCAUAAGGAAAGGAUGUACCUCGCAGAUUACCUUCCCAUGCUCGAAGUUGAAGGCUGGUAGAUGUUGAUGGCGACUGGCGAGAGGCGGAUCCAGGAUUUGAGCUUGCUGGAUUUAACCAUUGAAGUUCUUAGCGCUGAACUGAUUAUACUUUUGAAAUUAUGGGUUCAAAAUCUAAUAGUUGGUGAAUUCUUUUGGUGUUUCACAUACACACAUAUCUAUGUUCCCUACCGAGAAUACUGGGCCCAGUUGAACGCAUAGCACAAACUCUCCAUCAGCUGCUGCUGAUGGCUGCAUAAUAAGUUAAGCAAUCCUGAAUUCCUGUAGAGCUGGUGCUUAAUGGUGAUAAAUAGUGUACAAACUUCUAUGCAUUGUAUUGUAUAUAUAGAAAGUGCAGUUCUGGUACAAUAGCAUGCCUUUUUUGCUCUAUUCAUCCGUCACAAUGGAAUAUCUAAAGAUGAGAUGUUUGCUUGCAGUUUCCUAUCAGAUUUAGCUUAAUGAAUUUUCCAUAGUUGGGAGCCACUUCUUAA